AUGAUGCCAUCAUCCGCUUCUUCAACCCCUAAAAUAUGGGUACAUGAUGUGUUUCUCAGUUUUAGGGGUGAGGACACCCGAAAUAGUUUUACGGACCAUUUAUACCAUGCUUUGAACCAGAGAGGAAUUGAUACCUUUAGGGAUGAUGAAAAACUGAAAAGAGGAACAUUCAUCGGCCCAGAACUUUCGAAAGCAAUUGAGGAAUCGAGGUUUGCAGUCGUCAUUCUUUCAAAAGAGUAUGCUUCUUCAACGUGGUGUAUGGAUGAACUUGCACAUAUUGUAGAAUGCAUGAAAAAGAGGGAACUCCAAGUUUUUCCGGUUUUCUACCACGUCAAACCAUCCGAGGUGAGAAAUCAAACUGGAAGCUUUAGCCAGGCCUUUGCCAAACAUGAAGAAAAGACCGUACUUGGGGAGGUGGGCAAGUGGAGGAAAGCUUUAACGGAAAUAGCCAUUAUCAGCGGAUGGGAUUUGGAUAAAGCCAGGGGUGAAUCAGAAGUUAUUCAAGAAAUAGCUAACAAGAUUUCAAAUAUCUUGACCUCCAUGACGCCAAGUGAUAGCGACGACCGUUUAAUUGGAAUGGAUUCUCGUAUAGAGAAAAUGGAGGCGUUCUUGGAUUUGAAGAAGCAUGAUGAUGUUCGCACCAUAGGGAUUUGGGGGAUGGGGGGCAUUGGCAAGACAACUCUGGCGCAACUAGUGUUUAAUAAUAUCUGCAACCAGUUUCAAGCUAGCUGCUUUCUUGGCAAUGUCAAAGACAAAUCUAAAAACUAUGAUCUAGUAGUUUCCUUGCAGAAAGUUCUUUUCAAAAAACUGCUCUAUAGCGGGGAUGACAUACAUAACGUCCAUAUGGGAAUGAAUUCAUUGAGCAGACGAUUGCCUUCUAAAAAGGUGCUUAUCGUUUUGGAUGAUGUUGAUCAUCAAAAACAAAUAGAAGAUUUAGUUGGAAUGGAUUGGUUGGGUCCAGGGAGCAGAAUCAUUAUAACAACUAGAAAUGAGCACUUGUUGAAGGCAUAUGGAGUGCACCACAUAUAUGAGGUUGAGAAACUGAAUGAUGAAGAAGCCUUUCAGCUCUUCUGUAAGAAAGCCUUCAAGAAAGGCCACAAGAUGGCUGAUGACUACACAAAUCUGUCCAAGGGUGUUGUCAAAUAUGCCAGUGGCCUCCCUUUAGCUCUUGAAGUUCUGGGUUACGCCUUGUCUGGAAGAGAGCUAGGUGAAUGGGAGAGUGAAUUAGCUAAACUGAAGGAACAUCCUGAUGACAACAUUAUUAACGUGCUUCGAAUAAGUUAUGAUGGAUUAGACAAAACCGAGAAGCAAAUCUUUUUGGACAUUGCAUGUUUCUUCAAAGGAGAGGAUCACGAUCAUGUAUUUAAUAUUUUGGACGCUUGUGACUUUUAUCCAGAAAGCGGUAUCAGGGUCCUCAAGGAAAAAUGUCUAGUUAAAGUUAUUGAAGGAAACAGAUUGUGGAUGCAUGAUUUAGUACAGCAAAUGGGUUGGAGCGUUGUUCUCAGAGAUUCGCUUGACCCAGGCAAAAAAUAA
Messenger RNA from Prunus mume (Japanese apricot), 1533 nucleotides. NCBI's taxonomy places the organism in Eukaryota, Viridiplantae, Streptophyta, Magnoliopsida, Rosales, Rosaceae. The record is from RefSeq and is a predicted model, not a curated record.